Molecule: messenger RNA, 4194 nt
Organism: Acanthoscelides obtectus
Lineage: Eukaryota; Metazoa; Arthropoda; Insecta; Coleoptera; Chrysomelidae
Source: the annotation of a GenBank genome assembly
AGGUGCUUGAUGAAACAAUGAACAUUGACCAGUUUGAUUCUUUCAAGAGAGCCGAUGUCUAUGCUCUAGGUUUGAUAUUUUGGGAAAUUGCGAGGAGAUGUAACGUCGGCGGUAUUUACGACGAAUACCAGUUGCCAUUUUAUGAUGCAGUUCCUCCGGAUCCCACUAUCGAAGAAAUGAGACGGGUGGUGUGCUGCGAACGUCAGCGGCCGAGCAUUCCGAACCGGUGGCAGAGCUGCGAGGCGUUGCACGUCAUCUCGAAACUGAUGAAAGAGUGCUGGUACCACAACGCGACGGCCAGGUUGACCGCGUUGCGUAUCAAGAAGACGUUGGCGAAUUUCAGGGCGUCGGGAGAGAUGAAGGUGUGAAGAGGGACCGCGGAACGCUGCGAGGAACUAUUGAACGGAAGGAGCGAGAGCAAGAGAGAGUGACGGUUUUGUAUAAUGAUGGUGCGCUUGAAACCAGUUGUCCUAAGUUCUUUAUACCCUGUAAAAAUGUUUUAUACCAAACUAAUAGGUAGUUUCGAGUGAUUUUUAGUAUUAUGUGAUUUUUUAUUACUGCUAGUUGGGUCGCCUGUUUUUCGGAGUUAUAUGAAAUAUAACGCGAAAGGAGUUUCUCCAUGCUCUUGCCCAGUGGUUUUAUUUCUAUCCAAAUCUUUAUACACAACUUUAUUUUAUACAUUCCUAUCGUUACAUGUAAAAACUUUUUGUCUCGAAUUGUGUAUUUCAACUGUGCUCUAUUAUUAUUGAAAAAGAAAAGUAAAGUGUCGAGAUUCGUUAGACCUCACUUGUCAAUACAUUUUUUUAAAAAUGAUUGAAAUAUGCUUCGUCAAUCGUCAGAGAACAUUAGAAAUAAAGGCCCGAAAAAUAUGGCAAUUUGAAAUCCAACUGCCCUGGGAGGUUCGUUCUAAAGUUCAUUGGUGCUAUUGGGUCUUUUAUAUCUUGAUAUAUCAUUUUUAUACAUGCUAAAGGAACUGUUGCCAAUACGAUGGUAAGUUUACGUCUUUUAAUGAUUACAAAAUCAUAUUACGGUACAUCUCCGAAAAACAGGCGACGGUUCUUAACAUGUUUGUCUUAUGUUUAAGACGCCCUGAACGUCAUGAUUUUAUUUGCCGACACAUAUGAUUCCAUAUCUUUUUACUGCCUCCUACAUACCACAUUACCAGUGAUAUUAGUUUAAAUAAUUUAUUUGUUUAUCCUACUCUGUUACUAUCACCUGUACAUGAUGGGUUUGCCUCUGUUAUAAAUAUUAAGUACAUUAUUUGGUAACUGAAGUACACUUUAUUCGUGUAAUAUAUAACUUAACAAGUACGAAAACAAAGUGUUAUUAAUAACAGAAAAAAAAUGCUUAACUUACAAUUUGUAUUGUAUUUGGUUAGGUGUUCUCAUAGAAGUUUCGCAAUACAGCUUUAUUUGUUGACUUCGUUCAAAGUAAUUUACGCUGCAUUCAAUAUACUUCAGUUUCGAUCAAAUACUCGGUGCAGGCUUUGGCAGGAGCGUUUUCAUGGUGGAGGCACCAAGUGUCCAUUCUUGACGCAGGUGUUUCAUCGACUCUAUGACUUUAGGCAGGCACUGUUCCGUGUACCAUUUAGCUGUGUGUCCAAAACGACGCAAUCCCGCUCGAUUCGAAAAAUACAGCUAUUUUUUUUUAAUACUCCAACUACCACGAAGGCCUAAGGCCUAAACACCCAUUGGGUACCCUGGGGCUAUAGGAGGAUACAGGGGAAAGGGGGAACGCCACAUGCACACAUUCUGGCUCCGCCUACGAGAUCCGCCGGGUGGUACCUCCGCGUUCGACAGUCAGAGACCGUCUACCACCUACGGACAAUCACAACAUCCAUAGCCUAGACUGAUCAGGAGACCGAAGAGUCUACUACUGCGGCCACCGCUGCUGCCUGCUAUCAUUUCUUUCUUAACAGAUCGGGAUUUUCUCGUCAUCUCGUCAGAGAGAUCAAGUUUCCUUAUGUGUAAAUGGUCAUGCAGAAUUGAUUGAAUUGCUGGAAAGUUGACAGAUGUAUUUUGUCCUACUUUAUACAUAACUUAUUGAAAUCGAUUUACAAACAAUUCCAUAUAGAUUUUUCUCAUCACAUUAUCGAAGUAUUUAUGUUUUAAUAUGCUUUAUUUAUAUGCCUUUGAAAGCAGUCGCUUUUCUGUAGAUACAUGUAAAUUCACUACAUUUUGUUUUACUUUAAAUUUUAAUAUAAUUGUUAAACACGAUGUACAAAUUUUCUUUUUUAGUGAUAUAUUUGUAUACUACAUUAGGUAUUAACAUUAACAGUAUAUAGGCUAACAGGGAAAACAACGUUUUCUAUAGAACUUAGAAGAUAUAUUUUAUCCUACAAAUACCGUGGACGAUCAGAGAGAAAGACGUAUUUUGGUAAAUGUUGAUUUUUGUAAACCAUGCAUACCUAAAUGUACGGUGAUUUAGCUUGAUAUUGAUUCCACAUAUGAAUAUGAAAACUAAAAUUUGAAACAUCAUAUAACAGAGGAUCUUUUUUUGUAAAACCCUGAUCCUUUAUCUAAAACGAGGACUUUUUGUGAUUAUGUUUUGCACCUGUACGAGUAUAACACUUUAUCUUGUUCUUCGUAGCAUCUCAGCUUAAGUCAUUCACAAGAGGUCAGCUAAAAGCUGUAGGUGGUAACUGGAGUGAGGAGAAAUGACAAUUCAAGUAAGAAUGCUCUGCGUGUAAGUGCUUAUUCAUUGUAUACGGGGUUAGUCCGGAAAAUACGUAUAAAAUUGUUCAGGUAUUUUAAUAUGGUCUCCUCCAAAGUACUCCCGCUGAGGCAAGAUGCUCUUCUGCUAACGCCGUUUCCACUGUUGAUCCACCCUCGUAUUUAAAAUCUGAUAUGCCUGUGUCCAUUUGCCACCGAUUUUGAUUCGAAAAAAUGAUUUCUUCUGUCGUUUCGUGUUGAAGUUGAGAUUCUCUGUGGUGGUUUCAAUAUCAAACAAAAUCACCCGCGAAAUGUUCUAAUAGACUGUUGAACAUAUUUUCUUGUAAUCAGGGAUGUAAGAUUUAUCUUCGGUGUUUAGCAAGGAUUGAAACGAAAUAUUCUUAGUGCUUCGUAGGGCUUCAAAUAGUGCGUUGAAUAUUGCAAUAAACAAAAAAGUAAGCUACCCAGCCUGUGCAUUACAUUUGUAAAUAAUGAAUAUUUACUGUUGGCGCGAGGUUAGAAAUUUGAAAUACUGAUGGUGCGUUCUUUGAGUAAAACAUUAAAAUUGAUCUUGUUUUCUCCAAUAGUGGUAAUUUUAUUGCAAAAUAAUAACGUUUAACGUAGCAUUAUGGAAAAUGUAAUACGCAGCUGGUCGAGGUGGUUUAAAGUCAACUGAACUGUGAAUGCAUAUGUAAAAAACCAAGAGAGUUGUUUAGAAAUGUUCAAUCACGCAACAACUGAACUGUGUAGAACGGAUGUUCUAGUACCAUAACACACGCUCUAGAACUGCGUUGGACAUUGCUUAAUUCUCUGUUCCAGAUUCCAAUGAACGCGUUGAAAAGCUCCUAAUAAUGAGGUACAACAUUUCAAUCCUGAGUGAUUUUGAGCAAAGCAGUGAGAUACAUUUUUUUACAGUAUUUUUUUAUACGCUCCAAUUAUUUUUUGAACGCGAAGAAUUUCGGGGUGAUAACAUUGAGAAACCAACAUGCAAAAUUAUAGUUACCAUGUAUGUCCGCACCAGAAUUUGCAAAAAAUCUACAAGCAAGUACAAAUCGACUGCGGAUGGAACGCUGACAAACCCCUACGAACGUCUGAUUCAAGUCCACACCAAACACGCACUGCAUUUGAAUACGUUUAUAAACAUUUUGCGCGUUCGGUGAGUACACGCCUUUAGGUCCAGUGGCAUCGCUAGGUGCGAAGAAAUUAAAUCUACGAUUUCUAUUGGUGAGUCCAACAAAACAGAGCGUACGUAUAUGCUGUAAACGAUGAUCGUUUACUGAUACGAGCGUUCGCUCUAAUCUUUCCUGUUUUUAGAUAUAAUAGAAUCCUCUUUAUUCCUAUUGGUUGAGCUACAAAAGGCGGUCGUGUUGGUUGACGAAUCAACGCCAGGCAUUUUUUGCGACUAUUUCUACUUGCUGAUAAGAGCAUUCGAACGAGUCUUGUUUUUUUUUGUGGGAGGCGUGAGAAAUGAAAUCUACGAUGAUCGUAUUGGUCGACCAAUCUCCGUACUGAAUUUUUUCUGUUUUUUGCGCUACAUGCGACG